Monodelphis domestica (gray short-tailed opossum) is the source of this 1768-nucleotide messenger RNA. RefSeq names its product nmrA-like family domain-containing protein 1. The record is from RefSeq and is a predicted model, not a curated record. Lineage: Eukaryota; Metazoa; Chordata; Mammalia; Didelphimorphia; Didelphidae. Gene Ontology annotation, cellular component: nucleus.
GGCAGGACUUUCCAGUCUGAUGCUGAAGCUGGAGAAGGGAAAGCCUUCUUACGGACUCUCCUUCCACUGCUUCUAAGCUCAAGAUCAUGGCAAGCAAGAAAGUCAUUGUAGUGUUUGGUGCAACAGGAAAUCAGGGUGGUUCUGUGGCCAGAGCCAUUUUGGAGGACAAAGAUAUUUGUGUAAGAGUAGCCACUCGGGAUGUGACCAAACCUGCUGCUGUGGCCCUACAAGACCUGGGAGCUGAGGUGGUGAAGUGUGACCUGAAUAGCAAAGAGGAUGUGAAUGGCAUUCUAAAAGGUGCCCAUGGUGCCUUCCUGGUGACCACCUACUGGGAUGACUUUAACCAGGAGAAGGAAAUAAAGCAGGGGAAGACUGUAGCUGAUGCCAGUAAACAACUGGGCUUGGAGCAUGUGGUGUACAGUGGCCUGGAGAAUGUAAAGAAGUUGACCAAAGGGAAAUUAGAGGUGCCGCACUUUGAUGGGAAAGGCGAAGUGGAGGAGUAUUUCUGGUCCAUUGGAGUUCCCAUGACCAGUGUCAGGAUCGCACCUUACUUUGAAAACUUCCUAAACCUCUGGAAACCUGUGAAGGCAUCUGAUGGCGACUACUACAACUUGAUGUUGCCCAUGAAGGACAUCCCCAUGGAUGGCAUCUGCAUUGCUGACAUUGGACCAGCAGUGGCCAGCAUCUUCAGGUCCCCAGAGGAGUUCCUGGGCAAGGCUGUGGGUCUCAGUGCAGAAGCUCUGACGAUUCAGCAGUAUGCAGACAUCCUCUCCAAGACCUUGGGGAAGGUGGUUAAAGACUCCAAGAUCACCCCAGAAGCUUACGAGAAGCUGGGAUUCCCUGGAGCCAAGGAAAUAGCUAACAUGAUGCGUUUCUAUCACAUGAAGCCAGACAGAGAUGUGCAGCUCACCCACAAGCUCAACCCCAAGGUCAAGAGUUUCUCCCAGUUUGUCUCUGAGAACAAAGAUGCCUUCAAAGACUUAUAGGAACCACUCAAAUGUUUUGGUCUGGCCAUUGGUUACACAACUUCCUCCAUAACAAUUUUAAAGCCACUCUGUGUGGUGGUCAGAAGACUGCAUCUGCAGUGAGGAGAUCUGAGUUCAAAUCUUGGCUUUGCCACUUAUAAUCUCUGUGACCUUAAAAAAAUUCUUUGACUUCUCUGGGACUUAGUUUCCCCAUCUGUAAAAUGAAGGGGUUAGCCUAGAUGGUCCUUUCUAGCUUUAAAUCCUCCGAUGAUCCUCAUAUAGGAAGAAUGGGCAAAAAUUUGAACUGACUCAAUCCAGUCCAGCGGAAAGUAAUUUCUUUCCAUUGCAGAAAGAUUCCUUUUCAUCAGGGGAGAAUGAGGGCCUAAUUUCUAGAAUUUGCCCAGGGGCAUCAGGGUAUGAUAGAUGGAUAAAGGACUGGAUUUGUUAUCAGAGGAUCAUAGAUUUAGACCUAGGAAGGAACUUAGAGGUCAUCUAGUCUGAGGUCCAGACAAGGGGAGUGACUUCUCCAAGGUCAUACAAAUAAUAAGUAGCAGAGCUGCAACCUGACCCCAAAUGGAAUACUCUGUUUAAUGUACCAAGUCUGGAAGGUUCAGGUUCAAAUCCUGCCCCUGAAAUGUAUUAGAAAUGAGAUCAUAAAUGGUUUACCUUUUAAAACUUUAGUUUGCCUAUCCAUAAAAUGGAAAUGAUCAUACAGUCCUUCACAGGGUUGCUGUGAGACUUGGAUGAAAUUUGUAUCUGUAAAAGACUUUACAAAUAUUAAAGUGCACAUUAUCUGCAUUAGU